GUUCUAUAAGUAAUAUAGAUGGAGCAGAGUACAGCUGCAACAAGACGCAAGUGAGGAAAGUUAUUUCCGGUGUUGUUGGUGCAGCAUCGAGCGUCACUUCCAUCCAAGUGGCCAAUUUGUUGAGGCUUUUCAAAAUACCACAGGUCUCAUUCUUCUCGACGAGUCCCGAACUGAGCAAUAAACAAAGAUUCGAGUAUUUCACAAGGACGAUCCCUUCGGACCAUUACCAAGUCAAGGCGAUGGUGGAUAUUGUCAUACGUAUGAGUUGGAGCUACGUAUCGAUAAUCUACGAGGAAUCCAACUACGGGAUUAAGGCGUUCGAGGAGUUGGAAGAACUACUGUCCUUCCACAAUAUUUGCAUAGCUGUUAAGGAGAAACUGGUGAAGGACUCGGGGGUGGCGGACGAGUCGGCUUACGACAACAUCGUGCAGAAAUUGCUCACAAAGCCCAGAGCUCGGGGUGCAAUCGUAUUCGGAUCUGAUCAAGAGGUGGCAGGAGUGAUGAGAGCCGUUAGAAGGAGUAACGCAACCGGCAGCUUUUCCUGGAUAGGAUCCGACGGUUGGAGCGCCCGAAACUUGGUUUCCGAUGGGAACGAAGCAGAGGUUGAGGGUACACUUUCUGUACAACCUCAGGCCAAUCCAGUCAUCGGUUUCGAGGAGUACUUCCUCGGGCUGAACGUCGAGAAUAACAAGCGCAACCCGUGGUUCGUAGAAUUUUGGGAACACCAUUUCCAAUGCAGAUACCCGAACAGUUCACGAACUCCGUACAACCAGAAGUACACGAAACUCUGCACCGGAACAGAAAAGCUGACCAAACAGAACACAGUGUUCGAGAAUCAAUUGCAGUUCGUAUCCGAUGCCGUUAUGGCCUUCGGAUACGCAAUUAGGGACAUGCAUUUGGAGCUUUGCAACGGACGACCUGGAUUAUGCGAUGCUAUGAAACCUACAAAAGGGACAGAACUUCUGAAAUACCUGAAAAAAGUUGAAUUUGAAGGAUUGAGCGGCGAUCGUUUCCACUUCGACCACAACGGAGAUGGUCCGGCCAGGUACAACAUCAUCCACUUCAAACAGGUGACCCCAGGCAAUUACCAAUGGGUCCGAGUCGGCGAAUACAUGGAGGGAGAGCUGCGUCUCAACAUGACAGAGAUCCAGUUCAAAUUGGGUCACCCGAAACCCCCGGAAUCCGUUUGCAGUCUUCCCUGCGAUCUGGGCCAAGCCAAGAAGUAUGUUGAGGGUGAAAGCUGCUGCUGGCAUUGCUUCAACUGCACUCAGUACCAGAUUCGUCAUCCGACUGAUCCGACACAAUGCACGGGAUGCCCGUUGGGAACGGUUCCGGAUCCUCUGCACGUUCGAUGCGUGGAAAUACCCGAGGAGUAUCUUCAGCCGGACAGCGGUUGGGCCAUCGGCGCGAUGGCAUUGGGAUCAACCGGCAUCCUUAUAACGCUCUUCGUUUGCGGCGUCUUCAUCCGCCACAACGACACCCCAGUCGUUAGAGCUUCGGGAAGGGAAUUAAGCUACGUCCUUUUGGCAGGAAUCCUGAUGUGCUAUUGUGUCACGUACGCUCUCGUCCUGCGACCGAGCGAUCUAGUUUGCGGCAUCCAGAGAUUCGGAGCCGGAUUCUGUUUCACCGUCGUCUACGCUGCUCUUCUCACCAAAACCAAUAGGAUCUCGAGGAUCUUCAACGCAGGGAAAAGGUCAGCAAAGCGACCAAGCUUUAUCUCACCCCGAUCUCAGUUGAUUAUCUGCAGCGGUUUAAUUGGAGUACAGGUGCUGAUUAAUGGUGUAUGGAUGGUCAUAUCUCCAGCAAGGGCAAUUCAUCAUUAUCCUACGCGCGAGGACAAUCUUCUCGUCUGCUCUUCCUAUAUUGAUGCCUCCUACAUGAUAGCAUUCACCUAUCCGAUCCUGCUCAUCGUCGUCUGCACUAUCUACGCUAUUCUAACACGGAAAAUCCCAGAAGCCUUCAAUGAAUCAAAACAUAUCGGUUUCACCAUGUACACUACAUGCGUAAUCUGGUUGGCCUUUGUUCCUUUGUACUUUGGCACUGCAAACCACGUCGCUCUAAGAAUUACCAGCAUGUCCGUUACUAUCAGCCUUUCUGCCAGUGUCACCGUUGCUUGUCUCUUCUCUCCUAAGCUCUACAUAAUCCUGAUCAGACCCGAACGCAACGUCCGCCAAAGCAUGAUGCCAAUGCGAUACUCGGCAAUCAACAAGAGCACAACCGGAACCGCCAAUUCCGGUGCCGGAAGUAUGAUGGCCGCGGUGAUGGUAACAGCCGCAACCUGCAACCAGAAGAAUCAGAUCCAGAAACACGUACCGCCAGCCGACAUAAUCGAAAGAGACGAAACCGAACUAAGCGACAAACCGGAAAUGAAGGACACCAGCACCCAAACGAAUCCGACAAUGAACGGCUCCGACUCCCCCAAAGUCAACAACAACUGCAACGGUCCUAUCCAGAUGAAGGACGUCUUAUAGCAAUCACGACCAUCCAGCAUGAAGACGAAACGCAAUCCCGUUCAAGUCUAAAAAAAAAUCCGGAUUAUACGAAACGUUCAACGCACAUAUCUAUACAUCUUGUUGUUCUCGCAGAUCAAAGGUUCUUUUUUUCUUUUCAUACCAAAAAAAAGUAAUAAUAGAACUCUCGCACACGCAAAACAUUUAGUUGAAUACGCUAAGUUCCUUUCUUUGCCUACAGUACAAUAGAGAAAUAUACAGGGUAUAAAAAGCGCCAGUAAUUACUCAACAUAACGAAGGGAUAUUAUAUAUAUACACACAUAAAUAUAUAUAUGUAUUGAAAAAAUGAAUGAGAAAUUGUUAUUUUGGUUGUGAUAUUUGCGUCAUUUCGCAAUUUUUUCUUGUGAUAUUAUUAAUUUCUUAAUCUUCAGUUAAG
This is a messenger RNA of Nicrophorus vespilloides, 2886 nucleotides long. Its product is annotated as metabotropic glutamate receptor 4. Gene Ontology annotation, biological process: G protein-coupled receptor signaling pathway. The record is from RefSeq and is a predicted model, not a curated record. Gene Ontology annotation, molecular function: adenylate cyclase inhibiting G protein-coupled glutamate receptor activity. NCBI's taxonomy places the organism in Eukaryota, Metazoa, Arthropoda, Insecta, Coleoptera, Silphidae. The annotation marks the transcript as partial. The transcript is spliced from 13 exons. Gene Ontology annotation, cellular component: membrane.